ACUCCCCCGCCCAGGUUCGAGAAGGAGACGUCCGGCGCUUCUGCACUGCCAGGUCUGAAAACGUAACCCUCCAUUCCAAAAACUCGUCUGCGGAAGAAAUAGCAACAGAGAGUCGCUGUGUUGCUCCACGAUGCUUCCCCGCUGAGAAGGCCAAGAGCCUCUUGCCAGUUAGGCCUAGCCACAGUGACUGCAACUAGUUCGCCGACCCGGUGUCGCGUCCAACAAGUGUAGUAUUGGUUAGGUAGAAUAUCGGCUAGGGUCGAUCAGUCAACGUAAGGUGUUGCCACCAGCACCUCGCAGGUUCAUCUUCUGUGCCAAAGAUGAUCAGGUGCAGGUGAGAGAGUGUCGUUCUUGAAACGAUACAAAGAUCCCGCUGCUUGUACGAGUGCGCAAGACGAUCGUCACCUGCGAUGCAUCUCGGCGAAUUGAGAAAAAUGGUGAGGUGACGCCAGUGGGAACACAAGAACUCGUGCCCUGUUCUCUUUCUUCUAUCAUUGUUAACUCUCUACAAAUAAUGGUGCACUGACGAAAGUUGAAACAUGGCGUGCCUCCGCGUGCGAGAUGUGCUCGGCAUCGCAGUGUUUACACUUUUGUGGGCGGCAGCUCCGGUACAUGGACUACCGGACGUCGUACGAAUAGGUGGCAUAUUCGAGAGCGACAACCACCAGGCGCAACUCAGCUUCCGCCAUGCCCUAGACAAGAUCAACAAGGACAUCACCCUGUUGCCCAAGACCGAGCUUAUGCCUGUCAUACACGAGGUGAAGCCAAAGGACAGCUUCUCCGCAUCCAAAGCUAUUUGCACGUCCUUCAAGCAGAGGGUGUCUUCAAUUGUUGGCCCCACUUCGCCGGCCGUGACGUCACUCGCCAUGUCCGCUUGCACAAACCUGAACGUGCCGCACCUGCAGACCACGUGGCACCCGACGUCGAACCGCAACCCAUACACCCUGAACUUGUUCCCAGAUCCGGACCUUUUCGGAAAGGCCUUCUUAGAUAUCAUACUGAACAAGAAGUGGAAGACCUUCACAAUACUGUACGAGGACCAGCAGAGCUUGAUUUUGCUCAAGGAUGUGCUAAAUAGCUCCUUCGCUCAAGACCAUACGGUCUCACUGGUUCAAGUGAACCCAAAGUUGUCCUUCAAAAAGAUGAUGAAAGACAUCGGCGUCACCAAACAGUACAACAUCAUCUUAGACAUCAAGACGUCGUCCCUACCAGCACUUUUGAGAGAGGCCAGAGAAGUAAACAUGAUGACGUACUACCACAAUUAUAUCAUCACUUCCCUGGAUCUGCACACUCUUGACUUGACCGAAUUCUCGGACCUCCAAGCCAACAUCACCGCAUUCCGACUGGUGGAUCCACAACGACCAGAGGUCGUGGAUGUCGUCCGAGACCUAAAGAUCGGCAGGGCACUCUGGAGAUACGGCGCCACCAACUACUCGGACAUGAUUUCUAUCGACACAGACACAGCACUGAUGUACGACGCCGUGACUCUCCUCGCCACCGGGCUUCACAAUGCCGACCGUGUGAUGCAUAAUCUGGACCUGCAGUCACUUAACUGCGAUCAACCGAAACCUUGGAAACAUGGAUCAUCUCUACUGGAGUCUAUGAAAAUGACAACAAUUCGGGGAUUGACGGGCGACGUACGCAUCGAACACCGUGGAAUUCGCGAGGACUUCUACAUGGACGUCAUUGAACUUAAGUCGAAAGGAAUGAUAAAGGUAGCCACGUGGCACCCAGUGAAUGGCCUCGCAUACUUUGUCAAUUACACCCAGCUUGCAGAAAAAGAGUUUACAGACAAGCUCGAAGGCUUGACCCUGCGAGUUACUACAGUCGAGAGUCGGCCAUACACGAUGAUACACCCAGAAGGAAGCAACAUGACCGGAAACGAUCGUUUCUACGGCUACUGCAUCGACCUUAUCAAGAUGCUGGCGAGGGAGAUAGGGUUCAAGUACGAGUUCUACCUCACUCCCGAUGGUGCGUACGGAAAACCGCAGGCCAACAAUGAGUGGAAUGGAAUGAUCAAAGAACUACUAGACAGGAAGGCGGACGCCGCCAUCGUGGACCUGACCAUUACGUACGAGCGGGAGUCCGCGGUGGACUUCACCAUUCCCUUCAUGAGCACGGGCAUCAGCAUCCUCUUCAAGAAAACGGAAAAGAGCGAUCCUUCGCUGUUCUCCUUUCUCCACCCGUUCUCCAUCGACGUGUGGCUGUACAUGCUGACCGGCUACUUGGGCGUCUCCCUGCUCAUAUUCAUCAUGGGCCGCUUCACGCCCUAUGAAUGGGUGUCGCCACACCCGUGCGUUCCUGAGGAAGGCGACCUGGUGAACCAGUUCAAUCUACCAAACAGUUUCUGGUUCACGACGGGAGCCAUCAUGCAGCAGGGAUCAGAGAUCACGCCUAUUGCCACGUCAACGCGCAUCGCAUCGAGCAUGUGGUGGUUCUUUUCUCUCAUCAUGAUCUCGUCGUACACUGCAAACCUGGCCGCCUUCCUGACGGCGCAGCGCAUGACGUCGCCAAUCGAGAACGCUAACGACCUCGCCAAGCAAACAAAGAUCUCUUACGGGUGUCUCGAUGGUGGAUCGACGUAUCGCUUCUUUGAGAACUCGGACAAUCCGCUGAUCAAGCGGAUGUGGACAACGAUGAACGCAGUGAGACCAUCGGCCUUCACCAAGAGCAACAAGAAAGGCGUGGAGAGGGUGAAGCGAGGUGACUACGCGUACCUCAUGGAGUUCUCGUCCAUCGAGUACGAGGUGGAGCGGGACUGCAACCUCACGGCCAUUGGAGGACUACUCGACAACAAGGGGUACGGCAUCGCAACGCCACCUGGCUCACCAGUGCGCUCGGUGCUAUCCUCGUACAUCAUCCGGCUGCAGGAAAGAGGAGAUCUGGAAAUGCUGAAACGCCGCUGGUGGCGCGUCGAGGGCAAGGACGCCUGUCCCUUGGAUACAGCCGCUUCGGCCACCAAUGAGAUGGGCCUUUCGAACGUGGGUGGAGUGUUCCUGGCGUUGAUAUUCGGCUGCGCCGGGGCCGUUGUCAUCGUCACCCUAGAGUUUUUCUGGAAGAUCAAGAAAAUGCCUUACGGGGAACGGGACUCAGUCUGGAUGGAGCUGUGGAAGGAACUGAAGUUGGUCAUUUCCUGCAAGGGUUCCAAGGACAACCCACAGAAGACACCGGAUGAUUCGCUGUCGAACAGUAUAGGACUGAGUUCGUUGCACCACAUCAACUACAGCACCACGAGCAUAAACCCAGCCGCCAACGCCACUCUGACCAAAGCGGCGUUGCGUGGGGACAAUAGGAGCACGGAUAAAUAUUGAACAUUAUUCCGAUCCUUGCGUUAAAAUGUAGUGCCUUACACCCGACAUUCCUGAGUACGCAAGCUCAGUUGAAUCCUGCAAUCUGCAAUACUGAUAUUUAAUGCAUGCACAGUGCAAAAUAAUUGCCAAUUUCAGACCUAAUUGGCAUUUUGGCGUCCUCCUAAAAUAAUGGCUCGGCUUUACAAGCAUAUAUUGGCAGGCCUUUUAUGUCGUUUAUCGCUAGAAAUUCUCAAUUAAGCCCAUAAGAAAACAUAGGUUUAGAAAAAACUGCAAUAAAUUAUGACAAAUUGAGCAUUAUGAUCGAAUAUUCAAACCUAUAAUAAUA
Messenger RNA from Rhipicephalus microplus (southern cattle tick), 3636 nucleotides. Its product is annotated as glutamate receptor ionotropic, kainate 2. Gene Ontology annotation, cellular component: membrane. Lineage: Eukaryota; Metazoa; Arthropoda; Arachnida; Ixodida; Ixodidae. Gene Ontology annotation, biological process: monoatomic ion transport. The record is from RefSeq and is a predicted model, not a curated record. Gene Ontology annotation, molecular function: ligand-gated monoatomic ion channel activity; signaling receptor activity.